Lepisosteus oculatus (spotted gar) is the source of this 1003-nucleotide messenger RNA. RefSeq names its product chromatin accessibility complex subunit 1 (gene chrac1). Gene Ontology annotation, molecular function: protein heterodimerization activity. The record is from RefSeq and is a predicted model, not a curated record. Gene Ontology annotation, biological process: chromatin remodeling; DNA-templated DNA replication. NCBI's taxonomy places the organism in Eukaryota, Metazoa, Chordata, Actinopteri, Semionotiformes, Lepisosteidae. Gene Ontology annotation, cellular component: nucleus; CHRAC.
UAUUUACAGAAUGCUGUGGGACAGUUGUGUUUUGUAAAGAUGGCGGGGAACAAUGUGGAUGAGAAACAGAAUCACACAAGUAACAAACAUAUUUCACUUCCUAUUUCCCGGGUUAAGCUGAUAAUGAAAAGCUCUCCUGACGUUUCCAGUAUUAAUCAAGACGCCCUUUUUCUGACUGCUAAGGCUACGGAACUUUUUGUGCAACACUUGGCAACCUACGCAUUCAAAAAAGGCAAAGGAAAAGAGAAAAAUUCGCUGACGUACAGUGACCUUGCAAAUGCUGCAGAGGAGUCAGAGACCUUCCAGUUUCUAGCAGAUAUCCUACCAAGAAAGAUUCUGGCACGGGAUUACCUGAAGUCGCUGGAGGAGAAGGGAGAAGACAGCGAGUGAAUUCUGUUGCUUGGGAUGUGGAAGAACAGCCAGGCUCUCAGGCUCCAAUGAACUCCUCUUAGCCUCUACACUCCUGACCCCCCAACAAUCUGCCACUUGCCAAAGAAAACGUAAUAUUUCUAUCAUAUAAAGGGCAGGCUCAUAUCUUUUUUUUUGUUCAUUUUUCCUUGAUCUGCUCAAUUCAGGUGGAGGUACGUGACUCCAUGGCCCAGCCCAAGUUUUUGUCAACCUCUUAAAACUGUCCAGCAGCAUAAGAGCUAGGAAAAGUAGGAAACAAAUCCUACUAAGUAAAUUACAAUAAAGAUCUUGGGCGAGAUGACAUUUACCACAAAAGACCAUAUGGCUCACACUCAUGUCACGGUCUUGAGGACGACAAAUUGCUAACAAAUCACCCUAGCAAACCUUACCUUUGUUGUUUGCAAUCGGAGAUUUGUCUUAUGUGACAACUUAAUUUGAGAGUUCUGUGUUCUGACGUCUGAAUAGUAUCCUCACAGAUCACCCCUUUUUUCAUAUAUCGGCUCCAGUGAAAUACCCAUAUACUUCUGUUUGCCUGUUCUCAAUACAAAAAACAAUGUUUUCGACCACUGCUGGUUGCAGUACUUACAGACAUUGA